AUGUCAAAAUCGGCACGAACGUUUACAUGUUUUCAAUGUCGAAUAGAGCUGCAUCACCGGUCGUCGAAACACUUGUAUCACGUCUCGUCCAGCCUCCUGUCGUCAAACUCGAUAGCUCCUAAGUCCUCAAUUGACAUUAAGCACAUCCGUUCCAAUGAAGCUCUACAUAAACAAAACUGCAUCGAACGAAACUACCGACAACAAGCCAUAUACCCAGCGCGAAUCAACGAAUUACAUGAGAAAUGGCAGCAAUAUCAAGACGAAGCACAGAAUCCGCGCGAGAGAAACAACAAAAUACAAGGGCAGAUCAAGCAUCCGCAGAAGAACGUUCUCCGUUAUGGGAACUCAGCAGAGAUAUCAUCUUUAAAUCAGAUGUCCCACGCGGACCUGAUGGCAGAGGCUAGGGAGUUGAAAAAUACGCUUUCUAGUAUUGAAAAGAAACAAGCUCCUCUUCUCUCCCAAAUCGAAUCUCUUGCUGCUGCGAUUCCCAAUCUGACGAGCGCUGAAACGCCUCGUGGUACCAAGCCUAAUUUAAUUGGAUUUAUCAAUGAUCCCCCGGACACGGAUAGUACAGCCUUGGGUGGAGCGCGACGGUCUCAUGUUGAAAUAGGUCAAGAACUCGAGCUUCUUGAUUUCGCCAGUGCCUCGACGACUACGGGCUGGGGAUGGUACUAUCUAAUCAAUGAAGCAGCGCAGCUGGAGCAAGCGUUGGUUCAAUAUGCGCUCUCCAUUGCGAGAAAAGAAGGCUGGGUUACCGUGUCUCCUCCAAGUCUAGUUUACAGCCAUAUUGCUGCGGCGUGUGGGUUCCAACCUCGAGAUCAGCAUGGAGAGCAGCAAGUCUACAGUAUCCAACAGAAUGCCAAAGACGCUGGUGUAAAACCGGAGCUUAGCCUUGCAGCCACAGCAGAGAUUCCUCUUGCGGCGAUGAAAGCAAAUACAACGAUGAAGGAAGCAGACCUACCUCUGAAAAGAGUUGGGGUUUCUCGAUGUUAUCGGGCUGAAGCUGGCGCGAGAGGUCUUGACACGAAAGGCUUAUAUCGAGUCCACGAGUUUACCAAGGUAGAGAUGUUUGCUUGGACAGUACCAUCUGAUGAAGCGUCAACUGCCGUCUUUGAGGAGAUGUGCAGAAUCCAAACUCAAAUCUUGACUUCGCUUGGACUUCAUUGUAGGAUACUUGAGAUGCCUAGUACGGAUCUAGGAGCCUCUGCGACCCGCAAACGAGAUAUCGAAGCGUUUUUCCCGUCCAGACGAAAGAAGGAUGAUGGUUAUGGAGAAGUCACUAGUGUAAGCACUUGUACAGACUACCAAACUAGGAGACUUGCUACGAAGGUUGCAAUCAAGAGUGACGCCGGCAAGUUCUCAUUUCCAUACACAGUUAAUGGAACUGCUUUGGCUGUACCGAGGAUAAUUGCCGCUAUUUUGGAGAACAAUUGGGAUGAGGUGACGGGCGAAGUGGCUAUCCCCGAGUGUUUAUGGCCUUAUAUGGAUGGGGUGAAGUAUAUCAAGCAUAAACAUAAGAAGGAGACACCGGCCGUCGAUCUAGAUGUACAAUAG
This is a messenger RNA of Glarea lozoyensis ATCC 20868, 1554 nucleotides long. RefSeq names its product Class II aaRS and biotin synthetase. The transcript has a single exon. Gene Ontology annotation, biological process: mitochondrial seryl-tRNA aminoacylation. Gene Ontology annotation, molecular function: serine-tRNA ligase activity; tRNA binding; ATP binding. Lineage: Eukaryota; Fungi; Ascomycota; Leotiomycetes; Helotiales; Helotiaceae. Gene Ontology annotation, cellular component: mitochondrion. The coding region runs from base 1 to 1554 and encodes 517 amino acids. The record is from RefSeq and is a predicted model, not a curated record.